UUCCUUUCUGCCCACCGUCCUUUCGCAGCCUCUCCUUCGUCUUCAAGCUCAUGCGCGCCCGGCGCAGACGCUACUCUCCCAACUGCUAGCCUUCCUUCUCCCCCCGUCUCACAUGAACUUUACCCUCGACGACGACGCCGGCCAGAUUGUCUAUUCUUCCGGGUGGGGCGUCCAGUCCUCCGACAAUGCCGACCUCGAUGAGUACUUUGAGCGUACCUAUCACGUCGCCGAGCAGGACGGCGCGACCGUCAACCUCACCUUCAGCGGGUCUGCCGUAGCCAUCUACGGCUCGACUGGGCCUGGCCACGCCGACUAUACCAUUCAGUUUGAUGACACCGUCCUUCCCAACCAGUCCGCCUACGCAGCCACGACCCAGUUUCAGCAACUCCUCUUUCAGCGUGACUUCUCGGCCGACAACCUUGCCGGCACCCACUUUGUCUCUCUCAAGGUCGUCUUUACGGAUCGCGGGAACUGGCUGGAUGUAGAUUUCUUGACAUUUACGGACGGAAAUCUCACAAACGGCGCGACGACCACCGCCGCUGUGGCGACUGUAACACCACCCUAUCUAUCAAGCGAGCCGUCCACCGCUGACAAUUCCAGCACUUCGUCCUCCUCCUCAUCCAAAGUGCCCACCAUCCUCGCCGGCGUCUUCGGCGGCGUCCUCGGCGUCGCGCUCAUCCUCCUCGGCGUCUGGGCCCUCCUCCGCCACCUCUACAGCCGCAAGCGCAGGCAUGAACACGCCUUUCGCCUCGGCGCCCCGCCUCCGAACACGCCCAAGUCGAGCGCCUUCUCCGAGGCCAUCUCAGGCCGCGGCGCCCGCACCGGCACGAUCAUGAUGAACUACCGCGGCGGUGGCGAGAGCGUCGCGAGCUUCUCGCUCCACAACCCCUUCGGAACUGGCUCCAGGGAUUUUUCCACAUCCCAGGUCAACCUCGAGAUGAGCGACGCGAGCCUGGCGAGCAUGAACGUCGGCGUUGGUCAUGCCGCAAGCGGUAGCGGGAGUGCAAUUGGGAGCGGCAUUUCCGGGUACGUCUUUGCAGACUCGAGGGGCGGCUACGCUGCUGUCCCGUUGCGCCCUCCGCCGACAUUACCGCUCAUGGCGCCCGACGGCCCGCUUGUCCCGGUUCGGGCUGGGACGCCUGUAGGCGGAGGCGGUGAGAGGAAGACCAGCGCGCCAGUCAAGGGCCCCGGUGUGCGCGAGUUCCUGACGGGCAGCCCGGUCUUGUGGGCCAGUGCAAAACAUAGAGGGGACGCAGAUUCACUACGGACAGACUUUCUUCAGGUAUGAUUGCUGUUUGGCUCUUUGGUUGAUCUAGAUACUUGCGCCAUGGGUAUACCAUUCUAUUAUGAUAGUAUAUCUCUUAUGCUUGCUUGCCUCAAUACAUCUGUCUUCAAAGGUAACUUUGGUUGCUAGUGUGUUCUACUCUAUUGUUGCUCUAGCCUUCAACAUACAUUGAAGUGGAUGGGCAGCAGACCCUACAUAUUGUAUGGGGGAUCCCAUACCCAGUGGUACCAGUCAGCCCAUGGUAUCAAACAGACUUCACAAGGGGCAUGGAGCUAGCUCUCCAACUUGGAUGGGUGCUGGAGGACUCACUUGUGUAGAGGGGAUGCAUGGUGUGCUUCCCUAAACUGCUGGUGGUGCAGGAGUUCGGGUAUGUGUGG
Messenger RNA from Rhodofomes roseus, 1662 nucleotides. RefSeq lists its product as uncharacterized. The record is from RefSeq and is a predicted model, not a curated record. Lineage: Eukaryota; Fungi; Basidiomycota; Agaricomycetes; Polyporales; Fomitopsidaceae. The coding region runs from base 113 to 1288 and encodes 391 amino acids. The transcript is spliced from 4 exons.